Molecule: messenger RNA, 1701 nt
Organism: Quercus robur (English oak)
Lineage: Eukaryota; Viridiplantae; Streptophyta; Magnoliopsida; Fagales; Fagaceae
Exons: 6
Coding region: 1-1701 (566 amino acids)
Biological process (GO): DNA integration
Molecular function (GO): nucleic acid binding
Source: RefSeq, a predicted model, not a curated record
AUGGGGGAAAUACGAACGAUAACUAGAGGACCCGUAUCAGGAGGAUCGUACAAGUCUCUGAAGAAGACUUACCAUAGGCAAAUCAACAAUGUUCACAUCAAACAUCCGUCUCCAAAGUAUCGACAAUUAAAGAGUGACGAUAUCACGUUCUCUAAGCGGGAUGCAAAUGGGAUUAAGCAACCCCAUGAUGAUCCACUUGUCAUUGUAUUGGAAAUUGAAGGUUUCAACAUAAGGAAAGUAUUGGUUGAUAACGGGAGCUCCGCGAAUAUAAUGUACAUGACAGCUUACCAGCAGUUGAGGUUGGAUCCGAAGAAGUUUAGACCUUUCAAAUCCCCAUCGGUUAGCUUUAGUGGAGAUCAAAUUUAUCCAAAAGGGAUCAUCUCAUUGUUAGUCAUAGCUAGAACAUAUCCAGCCCAGAGGUUAGUAAAUCAGAUGUUUAGCAAGCAGAUUGGAUGGAAUAUAAAGGUCUAUGUGAAUGACAUGCUUGUGAAGAGCAGGAAAGUAGAAUUACACUUGGACAACCUCAAAGAAACUUUCGAUACAUUGAGGAAGUAUCAGAUGAGGUUAAACCCAGCGAAGUGUGUAUUUGGGGUCUCAUUGGGCAAGUUUUUAGGUUUCAUGGUCUUACAACGAGGCAUAGAGGCUAAUCUUGAGAAAGUCAAAGCCAUAUUGGAUAUGACAUCCCCUAGGAGUGUGAAGGAGGCUUUCCAAUGGACAGAUGAGUGCGAAGAAGCCUUCCAAGCACUCAAGGAUUACCUAUCCAAGUCCCCACUCCUGAGUCCGUCCAUCGAAGGAAAAGAUUUAUUCAUGUACUUAGCUGUCUCCCAGACGGCUGUAAGCUCGGCAUUGAUCCAUGAAGAGCUCAAGAUUCAGAAGCCAGUUUAUUACACAAGCCAGGCCUUCCAGGGCGCGGAAGCAAGAUACCCAAGGAUAGAAAAAUUAGCCCUCGCCUUAAUCGUCGCAUCAAGAAAGCUCCGUCCCUACUUUCAGAUAGUAUAUACAAACGGCUUGUCAGCUUCAGGCAUGGGUGGACUAGAUGUGAUUCUCUUGUCCCCUGAAAAAUACAUCCUCAAGUACAGAGUCCGGCUUCAGUUCCGAGCAACGAAUAAUGAAGCAGAGUACGAAGCUGUCUUUACGAGCUUGAGGGUUGCAAAGGCCCUAAGUGUACCUCGAAAAGAAAAUUCUGAAGCAGACGAGGUUGCUAGAUUGGCAUCGUCGGAGACCAAUGAACGACGACCUGGAUUGUACAUGGAGUGCCUCGACCCAGAAGAUGCUGAGUACGUACUAAGAGAAAUCCACAAAAGGGUGUGUGAAAAUCACUGUGGACCACAGUCACUCAUUGGGCAAGUUUUUCAUGCAGGAUAUUUUUGGCCAACUAUGCAAAAAGAUACAACUCAGGUUGUUCAGAGGUGCGACAAGUGCCAACGGUUUGGAAAUGUGCAGCAUGUCCCAACCGAGCACUUAACUAACAUCACCUCAGCAUGGCCAUUCUCCACAUGGGGAAUCGACAUAAUGGGCCUUCUACCCUCGGGUAAGAAACAGGUAAAAUUCCUAGUCGUCAUUAUUGAUUAUUUCAUGAAAUGGGUGGAAGCAGAGCCUUUGGCAAUUAUAAUGGAGGCCAAGAUACAACACUUCAUGUGGAAAAACCUCGUUUGUCGAUUUGGAAUUCCACGAGUCAUCAUCUCUGACAAUGGACGAUAA